Heterobasidion irregulare TC 32-1 is the source of this 711-nucleotide messenger RNA. RefSeq lists its product as uncharacterized. The record is from RefSeq and is a predicted model, not a curated record. The transcript is spliced from 3 exons. The coding region runs from base 1 to 711 and encodes 236 amino acids. Gene Ontology annotation, molecular function: protein binding. Lineage: Eukaryota; Fungi; Basidiomycota; Agaricomycetes; Russulales; Bondarzewiaceae.
AUGUCAAGCAGGCUCUUGACAUUUCCCCCCGAGUUACUUCUGUAUAUCUUAUCCUUCCUCGACAUCCCCGACCUCGCCGCGAUCGCGUGUGUCUCGGACUACCUUGCCCUUCUGGCUACAGACCCUAUUCUGCAGCGCACCCGUCUGCUCGUUGUGGCUCCCUCUCGAGUUUCACACUCGCUCUUUGCCCUGGGAGUUCACGGGGACCCCCUCCGGCCAACCGUAGCCGAUUUAGUGCACAGAGGUGUCAUGAAAGGCCUCAACAUCGAAAGCCGCUGGAGGCACGGCUUGUACUUCUAUUCCUCGCUUUCCGUGAUCAACUACGAAAGCUCUGUCCGCCUCUUGCGUCGCCGUGCUUCCAAUGUAUUAUCAUCGCACCUCCGCCGCCUCCCUAACACCCUGCAGACGUUAAAGGCUUCCCACGUCCUUCCCGACGUCGAGAUGUCUUCCCCGACUGUUUCGCGCUCCCUUCUCCCUGUCAUGCGCAAGCUCAAAUGGAGUAUCAGGCGUGACAGCCUGGCGAAAAUGAUCCGGAGCAAGAGCCAUAUGUAUCUUACCGGUAAGGGAGACCAGAGCCCCGGUGGGAUUGCCAGAUGGAUUGAGGAUCGCACUCCAAUCCUGGCAGGAGAAUGUGAGAGAGUAAGGCUCGCCGUUUGUCCAGCAGUGAAGAAGAUGGUUGACUUGUUUGAGCAUAUGGGGGAAGACAAUUGA